Molecule: messenger RNA, 2532 nt
Organism: Fonsecaea multimorphosa CBS 102226
Lineage: Eukaryota; Fungi; Ascomycota; Eurotiomycetes; Chaetothyriales; Herpotrichiellaceae
Exons: 1
Coding region: 1-2532 (843 amino acids)
Biological process (GO): Mo-molybdopterin cofactor biosynthetic process
Molecular function (GO): molybdenum ion binding; pyridoxal phosphate binding; molybdenum cofactor sulfurtransferase activity
Source: RefSeq, a predicted model, not a curated record
AUGGCCACCAUGAUGACAGACGGCGUCAACGCGGCUUCCUCUUCACGAGAAGGGACGCAAGUUGUGGCGGAAAUUGACCCGGAAACGGGCUACAUCACCAACAUUGACGACAUCAGAGAGGCAGAAUACCCUCAGCUGAAGGACACGACUUAUCUCGAUCACGCGGGGACUACACUAUACGCAAAGUCCUUGAUCCAGAAAUACGCCGAGGACCUCACGGGGAACUUGUUCGGCAAUCCACAUUCCGCCUCAGCGUCGUCGCAGUUAUCUUCUCGUCGAAUUGACGACGCUCGUCUCUCGGUCUUGCGCUUCUUCAAUGCUGACCCGGACAAAUUCGACUUGGUUUUCGUUCCCAAUGCGACGGCUGCCAUCAAGCUUGUCGGAGAUGCCUUCCGAGACCAUGAAUCCGGUUUCAAUUAUUAUUAUCAUUCAGAGUCUCAUACCAGUCUUGUCGGCGUGAGGGAACUGGCGACAGGGGAAACGGCCUGCUACAGCAAUGACGGAGAAGUGGACGCGUGGCUGGAAGGGUUGGAAAAUCAACCAUCAACCGUCAAAGACGAUCUAUCCCUUUUUGCCUAUCCCGCUCAAUCAAAUAUGACAGGCCGCCGGCUACCACUGGAAUGGAUUCAAAGGAUACGUGACGCCACCCAGAUUUCUGGCCAACACAUUUAUACACUUCUCGAUGCUGCCGCCCUGGUAUCAACAGCUCCGCUCGACUUUUCAAAUGACACAACUGCACCCGACUUUACCGCAUUGAGCUUCUACAAGAUUUUCGGCUUUCCGGAUCUGGGGGCUCUGAUCGUGCGCAGGUCCUCAGGCGGCGAUACUAUCCUCCGACGACGGAGGUAUUUUGGCGGAGGAACGGUAGACUCGGUCGCGAUGCUGGGCGAAGGCGAAAGCAACUGGCACGCGAAGAAAACGUCCCCCUCGUUGCACAGCAGUCUCGAGGACGGCACUGUGGCUUUCCACAGCAUCCUUGCAUUGCAGACGGCUCUGGACGUCCAUCGGAGUCUGUACGGGUCGAUGGAGAAUGUUUCGAAGCACGUGAAUUUCCUGGCUUCUACGCUCCGAGACCAGCUCCGCACCCUCCGCCAUGCAUCCAACGGGAGCAAGGUCUGCGUCAUCUACUCCGACGAUGAGCAUAAGCAUGUGGUUUCUUCUUCCGCACAACAAGGACCGACGAUUGCGUUCAAUCUGAAAGACAGCCGGGGGCGAUACAUCAGCAGCUCGGAGGUGGAGAAACUCGGCAUCGUCAAGAACAUCCAAUUCAGGACAGGCGGUCUCUGCAAUCCCGGCGGCAUCGCACGCGACCUGGGUCUUUCACCCGACGAGUUGCGGCAGAAUUAUGCCGAGGGCCAACGGUGUGGAGACGAGAACGACAUUAUAAACGGCAAACCCACGGGUGCGAUCCGGCUGAGUCUGGGGGCAAUGAGCAACAUGAGGGAUGUGGCGACCUUUGUCGAAUUUAUCAAAGAGUUUUACGUCGACCGCGGCAGAGCGAUACAGCCAGAAAGACAGCCAUCAGUGCUUGGCCCAACUCCGAGGCUACAAGGCUUUGUGGUAGAGAGCCUGUCGGUCUUCCCCAUCAAAAGUUGUGCAGCAUAUAGAGUCCCCUGCGAUAUGCUGUGGGAAGUGGGACCAAAAGGCCUUGCGUGGGAUCGAGAGUGGUGUCUGGUCCAUGAGGGCACCAACGUUGCGCUGAGCCAGAAGCGCUUCCCGAGGAUGGCACUCGUUCGGCCGGAGAUCGACCUGCAACGGAGCGUCCUUCGGGUCUCGUUCGUCCCCGAGUCUUCGCAGAACAAGAAGACGCUCGACCUCAGUUUGGACUCGGACCCUAUACGCGCCGGCACCAUUACUAAAUGCGAACGCACAACCAACAAAUCAUCCAAUGUAUGUGGCGAGAAUGUCCAAGUUCAUGUCUACACUUCUCCCGAAGUGGUGAAAUUCUUCACCGAAGCGUUAGGGGUGCCCUGUACGCUCGCGAGGUUUCCAAAUGACGGCACCGUCAGACAGGCAAAAGUGCGAGUACCUGGUGGGCAUCGUGGAAAACAAGCCACCGAGGUGGGAAAAUCAAUCGCUUUGUCCAACGAAAGCCCCAUCUUGCUUGUUUCUCGUUCCAGCGUGAAUCGUCUCAAUGAGCAAAUCAAGCAGAAUGGGGGCGUUGGCAGGGCUGUCACAGCUGACUCUUUCCGUGGGAACGUCGUCAUGGCCGAGGAACUUGAAGGAGGGCAAAUGGAAACGCCAUACAUCGAGGAUGAGUGGACGGGAGUACAAAUUGGAGACAAUCCCGCGAACGCUUUUGAAGUCCUGGGGCCCUGCCAACGAUGUCAAAUGGUUUGCGUGGACCAGAACAGCGCACAAAGGAGGCAAGAGCCUUUCAGUACCUUGGCCAAGACAAGGCGAAGGGAAGGCCGAGUUUGGUUUGGCAUGCACAUGUGUCUGAAGCCGGGCGGCAUGACGGAGGAUUUGUCUCGUUGGCCGUCUGUUAGCAUCAAGGUUGGAGAUCGGAUCACGCCAUGGACAGCAAACUGA